Messenger RNA from Plenodomus lingam JN3, 1275 nucleotides. NCBI's taxonomy places the organism in Eukaryota, Fungi, Ascomycota, Dothideomycetes, Pleosporales, Leptosphaeriaceae. The record is from RefSeq and is a predicted model, not a curated record.
AUGUCGACCGCAGGCGCGGAUGCAAUGGUGCGUCCAAAUGAGCAGCAGGGUCCGACUAUUCUAGGAGCAACCUUGACGGUCACCAUCGCUGCCUUGAUCACCAUGAUCACUCGAUUAUAUGUGAGGAUCAAGCUGAUCAGGAACGUUGGAUGGGAUGACUAUGUCAUGAUAUCAGCCAUGUCUUUUGUAGGAUGCAUCGCAGGGCAAGGCGUCAUCAUCCCACAGGUCUACUAUGGAGCCGGUAAACAUAUUGAAUACAUUGAUCCAUCAGACUUCAGUUUGGCCUUCAAGUUGAACUUCAUAAGCCAGCCUCUGUAUUUGUUUGCCAUUGCUUUGGUGAAGAUAUCUGUUGGCUUUUUUCUACUACGAAUCGCCGUUCAGCAUUUCUACAGAAAGCUCAUCACUGGCAUCAUGGUGUUUAUGGUCAUCUACACCAUUGGUUGUUUCUUCACACUCGUGUUGCAGUGCACAGAUCUUCGGGUAAUGUGGGAUCCAACUGUCAAAGGAACAUGUUGGACUGGCACCACUCUCAAGGCCUUGGGCUAUACCAACUCAGCGCUGAACAUCACCACUGACCUCGCCUUUUCAGUGUUUAUACCAAUACCAAUGCUUUGGAACAUACAAAUGAACCGCCGACAAAAAGCUUCUCUCAUCGGCAUUUUCAGCCUAGGCAUCUUCGCCACCGCCGCCGCUCUCGUCAAACUCAGCUAUCUCCCCAACUACGGGCGGUCGGGAGACUGGCUCUGGGAUUCGCGCAACCUCACCAUCUGGACGGUUACCGAAUGCAACAUGGGAAUCGUAGCCGGCAACCUACCCUGCCUAAAGCCCAUAUUCCGCACGAUACUUGGCGCCACAUAUGGCCGUGGCUCGCGCAAAACCUCACAGCCCUACCUCUCAGGCCCCUAUGGGGCUGGUUCCCACCACCGCUCCGCCGCCAAGAACUACGAAUCGAUUCACUCGGGCCGGACAGAAGAAGGCGACUUCAAAAGCUACGGCCCGCCGGGCGAGGCCUACAUGCUCACGACGAUUGACGCGAGUCGCCCGUGCGGCGAAAAGCGCGACGAUGCUAGCAAGAGCAGCUCUGGCCGCAGUUCUCCCGCGCGCGAAAGCACGGAGAAUAUCAUUCGCUCACCGAGUACGGCGCGGACGUACGGCGGGCCGGGACGGAUUGCCGUCACAACGCAGGUGAACAUUACGGAAUCGAUUACUGGGCGGGAGAUUGAGGAAGAUGGGACGAGGCAGCAUCAUCGACCUGAGGCUAAACAUAUGGUUUAA